Molecule: messenger RNA, 2397 nt
Organism: Anolis carolinensis (green anole)
Lineage: Eukaryota; Metazoa; Chordata; Lepidosauria; Squamata; Anolidae
Gene: drgx
Product: dorsal root ganglia homeobox
Exons: 7
Coding region: 665-1450 (261 amino acids)
Biological process (GO): regulation of transcription by RNA polymerase II
Molecular function (GO): DNA-binding transcription factor activity, RNA polymerase II-specific; RNA polymerase II transcription regulatory region sequence-specific DNA binding
Source: RefSeq, a predicted model, not a curated record
AAGCCUUUUAAAAAGUAAUUGCGAAAGGUCCCAGCGCAUCUCAUUUGGAGGCGGGGAACGCGGCGCAAUCCGGGGACGCCCCGCUGCGAACAAAAUCAAACUCCCGCUUCGGAAAAGCGAGGCGGCUUCUGGAAGGGGCUCCGAAUGGGCCAUUAGCGGCAGGCGGCGGGCGAGGCGGCGCGAAGGCGGGCUCCGGGCCCAGUCCGGCCCCCUCCCGGCCUCUGCCCGCCGCCCACGGGGGGAGAGUGGGGGAUGAUCACCAGAAUGGGACGGGGCCUCCUCCCCGCCUGCCUGCCUGCCUGCCUUGGUUCGCCCUCCUGGUGUUGACUGAGAAGUGACGCGCCUUUCCUCCCUCCGCGCACCACGUGGGUCAUUGGGAAGGCCCAGUAGACCUAUCCCAAGUUCCUCACUGUAGACGGCGCUGGCAAUAAUCAGAUUAGGGCCAAUUACGCGUGAGAUUAUAAAAACGAGUGCGCGCCGGCUGGAGAGGGGAGACAGCUUCGCCAAGGAAGCAGCAUCAGCAUCAGCAUCCGAGGCCCAGGCCGGAGGAGAAGCCAAGCCCAGGAGCUGCCACUUCCGUCCCUCCCGGAGUAAAGACAGAAAAGCGCCGGCAGCUGCUUCCUCCGCCCGCCCGUCCUCCUGCCGCUCUUCCUCUCGCCCGACCAUGUUUUAUUUCCACUGCCCCCCGCAACUGGAAGGUGCCACGCCCUUCGGAGGUCCCUCAGCGGCUGACUUCGACGACGGCUUCCUGCGUCGUAAACAGCGCCGGAACAGAACCACCUUCACCCUGCAGCAGCUGGAAGCUCUAGAAACCGUUUUUGCACAAACUCACUAUCCAGACGUGUUCACUCGAGAGGAGCUAGCCAUGAAAAUCAACCUUACUGAAGCUCGAGUUCAGGUCUGGUUCCAGAACAGAAGGGCUAAAUGGAGGAAAACUGAAAGGGGGGCGUCUGAGCAGGAAGGGUCUAAGGAGGUAAUGGCUGAAGUCACCCCUCCUGGAAUGAAUUUAAAUUCUCCUUCUCCAGUUGAUCAAACAAAGAAUAAGAAGGAGAGUUUGGAGAUUCAACAAAGCCUGAACAGAGCGGUUGCCCCUUCUGGACCCUUUUUCUCAUCAUGUCUACCAGGAACUCUUCUAAACACAACUACUUAUGCCCAAGCACUGUCACAAGUUGCAUCGCUUAAAGGUAGUCCACUGUGCUCUUGCUGUGUUCCUGACCACAUGAGUCUCUCCUUCCUUCCUACAUAUGGCUGUCAGAGUAAUCGUACAGCAAGUGUGGCUGCCCUGCGCAUGAAAGCCCGAGAGCACUCUGAGGCUGUACUGCAAUCAGCUAACCUUCUAGCCUCCAUUAGCCCCAGCCAUACCUCAGUGGGGAAACUUAGUUCAGAGAAUGACUUGGACAACAAACUUCCUCUGACUAUUGAACAGAAUGACAAUGAGAAGAAUGUUUGAGCCCCACCUUCCACAUCUUAAUGAACCCAACAUCCUAAGAAGCCAAAUCUUCAGUCAUCUGGAUUAUUUUACUGCUGGGACAAAACUUGGUAGUUUUUUGCUAUCUUAGCUAGCUACCAGCACUAGCUUGCUUUCGCCACCUAUUUUAUUGACUUUUCCCCACCUCUUUAAUGCAUUUAUUCACACUGAAUUCCUUCGCACAUCAUCUGGACUAAAGUGUAAUGGGAUUCAGAGAUCCUUCUAAAAACAAAGGAUAGAAAUCAAGGACAUAUGCUUGUUCAUGUAGCACAUGUUGUGCCGUUGGGAGAAAGGUAUGUGUAAUUGCGAAGUCCCUCAGUAUCAUAUAAUUUUCUCAUUUCAUUAAAGUAAAAAAAUCCCAGGUAUGAUAGAAGAAGACCUGUUGUAAUUUUAGUGACUGGAAAGUCAAGUUUUUAAAAGAAAUGCAGAUGAAUGGAAGUCAGUUUUGCCAAGCCUGAAGAAAACCAGUGCAGAAGAUGACCUGUUGUCUUAGUUGCUUGCUACAGGGACUUCACAUUCAAGGCACUCUAUACAGUGAUCCACAAUGAGCAGAAAAUGUGCAGUCACCCAUUUUGUAGAGAGCUUUGCUCUUAAAGGACUGGUGUAUUUGAUUUUUGGCUCAGUUCAUGCAGGUCUGAGAAAGAGGCACACAAACCAUGUAGUAAUUUCAUAGAGCCAUCAUUUCAUCUACAGUCACCUCCCUUCAGGCCUGUAGCGGGGGGGUGGGGGUGUUAGGGGUUCAACCCCCCCCCCCCUGAAAAUUUUCACUUAAAAAAAAAUCUGGUUUACUCAUGAAUUUUAACUGGUUAACCAAAUCCCCAUGCUAAGUCUAUGAGACACAAAAAAAUAAGAGUCCCUCCAGGCACUAUCUCAAGCAGAUAUUGACAGGUCUGUAGGUGGAGGGGGGUCGGCCAGGGGUUCAACCCCCC